AUGACGAGCCAGGAGAAGUGGGUUAACCUUAGUCCUGGAGAGUUCUCUCAGCUUCAGAAAUAUGCAGAAUAUUCCACCAAGAAAAUUAAGGAUGUCUUAGAAGAAUUCCAUGGCAGUGGUGUGUUAGCAAAAUAUAAUCCUGAAGGGAAACAAGAUAUACUUAAUCAAACAAUUGAUUUAGAGGGGUUCAAGCUGUUCAUGAAGACUUUUCUAGAGGCAGAGUUACCAGAUGAUUUUGUUGAGCAUCUUUUUACAUCAUUUAGCAACAAAAUCUCCCACUGCAGCCCGUUAAUAAAAAACAAACCCCAGCACCUUUCUGGAGGUCUGAGACUUAACAAAGGUACCUCUACAUCCCGACCUCCUACUCCUGCCAACUUACAUUUGCCAGACAUGAUCCAGCUGAAAGAUAUCGUUUGCUAUUUGUCACUGCUAGAAAGAGGAAGACCUGAAGACAAGCUAGAAUUUAUGUUUCGCUUAUAUGAUACAGAUGGGAAUGGAUACCUGGAUAGUUCGGAGCUGGAAAAUAUCAUUGCUCAAAUGAUGCAUGUUGCAGAAUACCUUGAAUGGGAUGUUACUGAACUGAGUCCAAUCCUUCAUGAAAUGAUGGAAGAAAUUGACUAUGAUCAUGAUGGCACUGUUUCUCUAGAAGAGUGGAUCCAGGGAGGAAUGACAACAAUCCCACUCUUGGUCCUCCUUGGGUUAGAGAAUAAUGUGAAAGAUGAUGGGCAGCAUGUAUGGAGACUGAAACACUUUAACAAGCCUGCCUACUGUAAUCUUUGUUUGAACAUGCUAAUCGGAGUAGGCAAGCAAGGUCUCUGCUGUUCUUUUUGCAAGUAUACAGUCCAUGAGCGCUGUGUCUCAAGAGCUCCCGCAUCUUGCAUCAAAACAUAUGUGAAGUCCAAAAAGAAUACUGAUGUAAUGCACCAUUUCUGGGUAGAAGGAAAUUGUCCAACAAAAUGUGAUAAGUGUCACAAAACUAUAAAAUGUUACCAAGGCUUGACUGGACUUCACUGUGUUUGGUGUCAGAUCACAUUGCAUAACAAAUGUGCUUCGCAUCUAAAACCUGAAUGUGACUGUGGACCUUUGAAGGACCAUAUUUUACCACCGACAUCAAUCUGCCCAGUAGUAUUGCAAACGCUACCCACUUUAGGAGGUUUGCUCCCUGAGGAAAGACAGGCAACGGUGAAAAAAGAAAAGAGUGUCCCCCAGCAAAUGAACAAACUGGGAGAACGGAACAAAAUGCAAAGAGCAAAUUCCGUCACCGUAGAUGGACAAGGUCUUCAGAUCACUCCAGUUCCAGGCACUCAUCCACUUUUAGUUUUUGUCAAUCCUAAAAGUGGUGGGAAACAAGGAGAAAGAAUUUAUAGAAAAUUUCAGUACCUUUUAAAUCCUCGUCAAGUUUAUAGUCUUUCUGGAAAUGGACCAAUGCCAGGGUUAAAUUUUUUCCGCGAUGUUCCUGAGUUCAGAGUGCUAGCAUGUGGUGGAGAUGGAACAGUAGGCUGGAUUUUGGAUUGCAUAGAGAAAGCGAACUUGAUUAAGCAUCCUCCAGUUGCUAUCCUGCCUCUUGGGACUGGCAAUGAUUUAGCAAGGUGUCUGAGAUGGGGAGGAGGUUAUGAAGGUGAGAAUUUGAUGAAGAUCUUAAAAGACAUUGAGAACAGUUCAGAGAUUUUGCUGGACAGGUGGAAAUUUGAAGUAAUACCCAAUGAUAAAGAUGAGAAAGGAGACCCAGUGCCUUACAACAUCAUCAAUAACUACUUUUCUAUUGGCGUGGAUGCUUCAAUUGCCCACAGAUUCCAUAUCAUGAGAGAAAAACAUCCAGAGAAGUUCAACAGUAGAAUGAAGAACAAAUUUUGGUAUUUUGAAUUUGGCACUUCGGAAACUUUCUCAGCCACCUGUAAGAAGCUGCAUGAAUCUGUAGAAAUAGAAUGUGAUGGAAUUCAGCUAGACUUAAUCAAUAUUUCUCUGGAAGGAAUUGCCAUUCUGAACAUCCCAAGCAUGCAUGGUGGAUCGAAUCUUUGGGGAGAGACAAAGAAAAGACGUAGCCACCGUCGGACAGAAAAGAAGAGGUCAGAUAAAAGAACCACUGUCACAGAUGCCAAGGAAUUGAAGUUUGUAUGCCAAGAUCUAAGUGACCAGCUUAUGGAAGUGGUUGGUCUGGAAGGAGCCAUGGAGAUGGGACAGAUAUACACAGGUCUGAAAAGUGCUGGAAGACGGCUUGCCCAGUGCUCAUCUGUUGUCAUCAGGACCAGCAAGUCUCUGCCUAUGCAGAUAGAUGGGGAACCUUGGAUGCAAACCCCUUGCACGAUAAAAAUUACCCACAAGAACCAAGCCCCCAUGUUGAUGGGACCUCCUCCAAAAACCGGUCUUUUCUCUUCUAUCAUCAAAAGAACAAGGAACCACAGCAAGGAAUAAGCCUAUGUAGUUUAGUUUUUAGAAAACGAAUUAGCUUUGUUGGGCUUUGGAUUAUUUAUGCUGGAAAUCUUUCAAGAAUUUUAGAAUAUCUUCUACUUGCAAAAUCAUGGAUUUUGGUUUAACAGUUUCUGUAACUGAGCUAAUGUAAAACUAUGCUACUAGAAAAAAAUAUUGUCACAGUUUUGUAGGCAUUUUGCAUGAUGAAAGCAGAUGUUUACAUAAAGUGAUACAGCAUAUUUUUUGUUGCAUGCGUUACCAUUUAAUAAUCUAUGGGCUAAAUCUGCCAUGGGAUAUGGGAAGAAAAUGCCAUGGGUAAUUUGAUUUUUCUCUUUUUUCCAUUUUCACUUUUUCUACUGCAGUGAUCAUAUGCCGUACGUUCAUAGUAUCUCUUGACUCAAAUUUCUUCACAUCAAUAGCCAAUUAGACCUGUUUCAGAGUAAAGUUUAUUACAGGUCUCAUUAGCCUGUGCUUUUGUUUAUCAUUUCUUUCUACCCUGAGAAUAUUUUUAUUCAGCUAAGCAUUAAAAUCUUAUAUCUUGUUCUGAUAACUCCUAUGUAUGUGAGUAACUGUACCUGCUGAAAACGUCUACCAAUAUGUGCAGUAUUCAAAUGAUCAUGAUUACUCUUGUGUAAGUUUUCGUAAGAUUGGAAGUCAAAGCAAGUUUGAGCAAAAAC
Charadrius vociferus (killdeer) is the source of this 3086-nucleotide messenger RNA. It is a transcript of the gene DGKB, whose product is annotated as diacylglycerol kinase, beta 90kDa. The record is from RefSeq and is a predicted model, not a curated record. Gene Ontology annotation, molecular function: ATP-dependent diacylglycerol kinase activity; calcium ion binding. Gene Ontology annotation, biological process: diacylglycerol metabolic process; intracellular signal transduction; lipid phosphorylation. Gene Ontology annotation, cellular component: plasma membrane. The transcript is spliced from 26 exons. The coding region runs from base 1 to 2412 and encodes 803 amino acids. NCBI's taxonomy places the organism in Eukaryota, Metazoa, Chordata, Aves, Charadriiformes, Charadriidae.